Molecule: messenger RNA, 822 nt
Organism: Sungouiella intermedia
Lineage: Eukaryota; Fungi; Ascomycota; Pichiomycetes; Serinales; Metschnikowiaceae
Source: the annotation of a GenBank genome assembly
AUGUCUGAGGAAAACCAAGAUAAUUCCAAUUCGAAUGAAAAAGUGAAUUUCUUCGGCAAACAAGUCACACGUGCCCAACUCCAGCCGUUCGUCAAGUUCUAUGAAGCCGACCACAACUUGACUACUGAGGACCGGAAAGUCAUGGCUACCGAACUCAAUUGGAUCUCCAAUUCAUCGCAGAUAUGGGGAAUGUUGGAUGCAUCAUUGGCAUUUUUUGCACCUACGUUUUACCGCCGCUUCAUGAAUUCGAAAACGUCGAAAGUGGCGGAGAAUGUUAGAAACAUGCCAGUCCGCAGAUUCAUCCAUCGGCCAUUUCUCUCCACCAUGAUCGGAACGGCCACAUUCUUCGUUUCGGUGAUCUACCACAAUAAAAAUCUGCUUGAUUAUACAGUGUCGUUGCUUGAUAAGGAGAUUGCUAGUAAUGAGUUCAACCAGGACCAGAGAGAAGCUAAGAAGAGACAACUUGGAGUGUGGAAGACAAUGGUGCCCACGCAAAUGACAUUUUACUAUCUAUACUACUGGAAAACGAGUAAUGAUCCGUCGCUGGUGUUGAAGGAUCCACGUACCAUGACGAAAAAUCCACAUGAGGUUCAUUACAUUCCUCCACCUCAGCAGAAUCACGGACAACACCACGAGAAUGAGGCUCCGCAAUGGGCCAAGAUUCGGGCUGCCAAUGGGUUUCUGAGUGGUAAAGAUGAAAAGAAAGAUGAGUCGGAAGAUGAAGGGCUCUUGGAUGGAAUGUUGGAAGACCCCAAAGAAGAGGUGGAUUCUGAGCCUAAAAGAAGCGCAUGGGAUCGGGUGAGACGGGGAAAUGGAACGUAA